This is a messenger RNA of Phytophthora sojae, 1899 nucleotides long. RefSeq lists its product as hypothetical. The record is from RefSeq and is a predicted model, not a curated record. The transcript is spliced from 4 exons. Lineage: Eukaryota; Oomycota; Peronosporomycetes; Peronosporales; Peronosporaceae. Bases 1 to 1899 code for a protein of 632 amino acids.
AUGGCCGGCAAGCGUCCGGCGGGUUCGUCGGGGACCGGGUCUCCUGCUCGCCCGCCUCCGAGCGCCAUGUCGCUGCCUGCCCUGCCGCUGCCGCUCUUCUCGCUGGUGCUGGAGUUCGCGAUGUUCUACUUCACGCAGGACCUGGGGCCGGCGCGCCGCUCGCUGCACGCCAAGUACCUCAAGGACGUGGCGCUCGUGGCCAAGAGCUGGUACCGGGCCGUGGACGAGCUGGCAGCGCGCUUCCGACGCGACACCAUGCAGCUGACGUUGAAGUUCGGCUCCAGAGUCGAAGUGCUGGCGAUGCGACGCCAGGUUCAGCUCCGAGGGCGGGCGGUGCACGACCUGCGCGUCCGCAUGGGGCGCUCCGACGGCACGCGGUUCGUCACGGGCGUCCGGUGGUGGAUGGAGGACCGCGAGAUCCCGUGGGACAUUCUCUUUGCUCAGAUGCCGGGGCUGAAGAGGCUGGACCCGAGGAACAUGCCCCUGGAGAGCCGCCACUUGCCGCUGCUGCUGCAGAUGGCGGCCAAGCACUGUCUGCAGCUGGAGAUGCAGGUGCUGCCCCGGAAGCAGGACAUGACGGCCAUGGUCAACUGUGCAGCCAUUCGACGGGUGAUGAAGGUGCUGAGGGAGGCGAUGCGGAGGUGGCAUUUGAAGGGCAAGCGUGGUGGACUGAAGCAGCUCGCGGUGCCCACGAGGGAGGAAGAGGACAGGUUCCGCACCAGCACGACGUUCAUUGAGGACGUGAUGGAGUUCUGUCCGAACGUCGAGUACUUGGAUGGCUACAUCCAUGCGAUUGAUGAAAUGAAUGAUGUCACGUGUGAGGAAAAGUGGAUGGUCUCGCUAAAGACGUGGGAGAAGUUCAACAGGACGUGCAUCAACUUGCGGGGGCGGGCAUUUGGAGAACAUGUUAAGCCGAGGAUGAAGAAGCUUGUGUUGACGUCGAAUCUGUCGUGGAAUUGGGCGGAUUACUUUAAAAUGGAAGGCGCGCCCGGUGCGCCUGGUGAGAGGAGGCCUGGCUACGGCUUACUGGCGAAUGAUGUGGCUGCGUUGCUGCAAGGAUGCCCUUCUCUAACUGAGCUGGAGAUCCCAAUUGAUCAGGAGAAAAACGAAGCAGCGCUUGAGACGCUCCUGGAUGCUGACGUAUUUGGGGACGAGUUCUGGAAAGCGGGAGUUGAGCACUGCCCGCUCUUACAGUCAAUUUACGUGCACGACGGUUCUUCAUAUGGAGGCAAUCGCUCGGUCAGACCGAUCCGAACCUUCACGGACCGCGCCCUCCUAGCGUUAGCAGAUCACCUUCGUGUGGCUUCUAUUGAACUUUCGCCCUUUGCUUUUGUGCGACGCGUAUAUAAGACGAUUGGGGGUGACGGUGGGAAUCGCAGCCUCGACCUCAGUCUUGCCGGACCAAAUGAUCAUGACACUGCGCUCCCGCAUCCUUUUUACGGUGAGCUGCUCAAUUUGCUGACUCGUUUAGCCGAAACAAGCGAAGAAGAUCUAGGUGUUGCGUCAUGCAGCCACAAAGCGUCCUUGAACGUAUUUAACCCGCACAGUUCGUCCGUGGACAAGGAGUGGAGCAUAACGUACGUACGCGAUGAGCUCAAGCCACUGCUAGAGAAAGUGGCAGAAGCUCAUCCAUUAUUGGAUCUGCAUAUCGAGAGUUUUCGCCGCAUUGAUAAUAUUGAGCUGGACUGGGGUCCCGGCGCGCAGGAUGGCGAUGUAUUUAUUGAAGACGAGUAUAUUGGCAAUGCCGACAGCAACGGAGAAAGUGAUGAGGAGGGAGAGGAAUUCAAUGAUGAUGGUCCACUUGAUCCUCACGAGCUUUUCCUCAGGCGGCACGCCAUGUUCAUGGACGACUUCCAAGUCGUCUCUGACGAAGAAGGAGACGACGGUGGUGGACCCUGA